Talaromyces rugulosus is the source of this 1062-nucleotide messenger RNA. RefSeq lists its product as uncharacterized. The record is from RefSeq and is a predicted model, not a curated record. NCBI's taxonomy places the organism in Eukaryota, Fungi, Ascomycota, Eurotiomycetes, Eurotiales, Trichocomaceae. Bases 1 to 1062 code for a protein of 353 amino acids. The transcript has a single exon.
AUGGUCGGUAUUCGACUCCCCCUUUCUAUCGGAACGGGACCCAGCUCCCCCCGGACCAUCACAUCCGAAAUGAUCUCUCCACCACUGAGCCCAGACUUCAACUUCGACUCAGAUGCCCUGACAGCAUCAGCCCUACCUGCGCUCGAAUACAUUUCUCACAAACUGCAACAAAAAUCACUACACGUCACUAUGCUCGUCGGCCGAGGCCAGCCUAUGCCAACGGGCCACGCUGCCGACCUGGUCGUCAUCCCAGUGACCGAACUCGAUCUCCCAUCAUGGAAAAUUUUCUAUCGAAUUGUCGAAAAGGGCGCCCGAAAGUUUUCGCUCGGACAGAGCUGGAUGGACGCCCUCAGCCAACACAUUGCCAUGCGCAUGAAGAACGAGUACCUAGUCGAACAAUCCCUGCGCCAAAACGAGAUCCUUUUCAGCCAGGAAGGCUUGACUGUACUCAACGUCGACCGCAUCUACACUCUCAAGCGCCGUCUUUGUGUGCUUGCUGCUACCCCACCGGAGAUCAGCAAGAAGAACCCUGCCCACGAAAAAAAAUACAUCUCAUCAUGUGUAUCUCUUCUCCACAAGACCGUCACCAACUGCCAGGGCCGCCCAUUCAGCCCGGCUUUCUUCCACAGAGUCUAUGAGAACCUCCGUGUGACCGAUGACUUGCUUCACAAAGUGGCCAUCGCAUACAAGGCACGGUUCGACCAGGAAGGAAUCGUCAUGCCCGAAGCCCCCAAGCCCAAGCCCUCUCCUUCUUCUGCUUCUUCCUUCUCCACAGCACCCCCCAUUCGACGAGAACCUGCUGCUCGCACAACACCGGCUACGCGCGUGGGGCCUCGCGCAGUUCGCCGUCCCGCUAUGAAUCCAUCUCGAGUAAUGCAUUCUCGCGCACCAUCGCGCGCAGGCACACCCAGACGCGGACCAAAGACGCCCGUGUCUGCUUCAGACGUGACCCCGAUCACACGAAAUGAAUGGAACAUUCUUAUGGGACCGGACUUUUACCAGAACAAGCCCACCAUCACCAUGUGGGUGCCGAGUCCGGCUACAGUGCCUGUCUUUGGUUGA